Messenger RNA from Vicia villosa (hairy vetch), 936 nucleotides. RefSeq lists its product as uncharacterized. Gene Ontology annotation, molecular function: hydro-lyase activity. Bases 95 to 766 code for a protein of 223 amino acids. The transcript has 4 exons. The record is from RefSeq and is a predicted model, not a curated record. Gene Ontology annotation, biological process: fatty acid biosynthetic process. NCBI's taxonomy places the organism in Eukaryota, Viridiplantae, Streptophyta, Magnoliopsida, Fabales, Fabaceae.
CACGUGCAUCUUUGUUACUUCCGCCUGUGUAAUAAGAAAUCCUAGUUUAACCCCCUAAACUCCACUCGCACCAAAAACUCACUAAACCUCAACAAUGGCAUCCUCAACUUUUACUAACACCAUCUCUCCCCAUUCAUAUGCCUCCAAAUCUCCAUUUCCCAGAUUCACCACCUCCAGAUAUCUGCCUAUACCUACCCAGUUGAGGAACACCAAUGCCACAAGACGAUUUUCACUCUCUUGUUCUUCAGAUUCCGCAAACACCCCAAUUGAAUUAAGGUACCCUGCAUUUCCAACCAUAUUGGAUAUCAAUCAGAUUCGUGAUAUUCUACCACACAGGUUUCCAUUUCUUCUAGUGGAUAGAGUCAUUGAAUAUAAUCCUGGAGUUUCUGCAGUGGCUAUUAAGAAUGUAACCAUAAAUGAUAACUUCUUUCCUGGACAUUUUCCAGAAAGACCUAUCAUGCCUGGGGUACUCAUGAUUGAGGCACUGGCACAAGUAGGUGGCUUGGUUAUGUUACAACCUGAAGUGGGAGGUUCUCGCGAGAAUUUCUUCUUUGCCGGUAUAGACAAAGUACGGUUUAGGAAGCCUGUGAUUGCCGGAGACACCUUAGUUAUGAGAAUGACACUUAUCAAACUGCAAAAGCGAUUUGGAAUAGCAAAGAUGGAAGGGAAGGCAUAUGUUGGAGGCGAAGUUGUCUGUGAGGGUGACUUUUUGAUGGCCACCGGGAACUUCGAGCGAAUAAGUAGAGCGACCAGUUCGCCAAAAUGAGAGUUGAUUUUGCUGCAUUUCUUUUAUGCUUCAAGCAUUCUUUAGUUGUUUAUUGAGCUUUUUCUUAUACAUCCAUUUUACUAUAAUAGGUUUUUUUGUCCUUUUGAAAGAUUUGUUAAUUCCUGAGUGUUGUUUUUUUUUUCUUUCUAUUACUUCAAUCUCUUCAUCCA